Messenger RNA from Chara braunii, 1341 nucleotides. NCBI's taxonomy places the organism in Eukaryota, Viridiplantae, Streptophyta, Charophyceae, Charales, Characeae. The record is from the annotation of a GenBank genome assembly.
GGCAGAGGGUUCCUUGUACUCAGUGCCACCAUGGUGGACGACUUCCUGAUGCAGGGCUUGAUUGCCCUUUCUGUCUUGAUGGGUCCCUUGUUCAGAGUUUUGUUUCCCCUGGGCUUCGGGAGGACAUGCACCUCCCGUAUGAUGAUGAGAUCAGGAGGAAUAAAGCCAGGGCUAACACCUGCAGAGCAGGCUGAAGUGGAUCGUCGUCAGGCAGAAAAGAAAAAAGAAAGAGAAGAAAGGAAAAAGCAAAAGGAAGAAGAGAUAAAGAAGAAAAUGCAGAUGGAAGAAGAACGAAUGAAGAAGGAGAUGAAAGAAAGGUUAGAGAAAAAAUUGAAAGAGGAAAUGCAGACCAUUGAAGAAGAAGAGUCUGAGGAAGGGGGAGAAAGACUUAUCAGACGGCGGACAGAGAAGGCGGAAAGUAGUCGGGCAGGUGAAGUAUUUGCCAAACCGCUGGACCGGUAUGACCAGUAUGCGUACACCAGCGAUGGACUGGAAGAAACAGAAGAAGAAAGGGACAUCUUCGUUGCGAAAUUAGCUACCGUUACAGACCAGAAAGAAAGGGACCUCAUGCUUCAAGAAAAACGCGCGGAGCUGCACACUAAAAUGUUAGCAGCAAAGCGACAGGAGCUUGACGAAAGGAAAAGAUUACACGCAGAGGGGGCAAGGCUGCAACACGAACUGCAAGCACAGAAAGACAAGCAGGCGGCAACCGAAGAAAAACUUGCUCUCUUGACUGAAAGGGUCCUCCAUACCAAGCAAGAGGUAGCCGCAAUGAACCGGACCCUACAAAAAGUUGAAAGCCACCAAUACGAAUUUGAAGGGGUCUGGAACACCUUCCUUCAGAAGUCCGCCAAAGACGUGGAUCUGCACAUUCAAUCUUACAUUCAAAAGUUAGAUAACCACAUCACACAAACCUUCACUCCAGCCGUAAUUGAGAAGAUAAUUCAGGGCAGCGGCGCAGGAGGCGGCGGAGGUGGUGAUGGAGACGGAGAUGGAGGCGAGGGAGACAGAAAAGGAAAGAGAGUGCUGCGAGACGAUAAAGAUACCGAUGUCAGGAAAAUAAAAGUUAAAGUGUCGUGGACCUACACUAGCAAAAGGGAGGAGAGUGUACUACAUUGGAUCGCGGCCAUAGAAUCAUAUGUUUACGGUCAGCGCAUACCUUAUUGGGAUAAGAGUUCUGAUGGCCACUUCGUGUAUGGUCGAUGAUGCGAAGAGCUUCGCCAUUUCGUUGCAAAAAGAAGCUAACUGGGAUACUAUGAUUGCAUAUUCCCAGCAAACGAGAAUUGAAGAUUUCUUUAAAGCUGUCAGAGAACGGUUUGAAGAUAAAAAUCUAGCUCGCAG